AUGGUGACGGUUGGCGAGUAUUUGAACCCUUCGCUGGCUUCAAAGAACCGAUCCCACUCUUCAGAGGUGAAAAGAUUGAAGUCGAUGGGAGAUAUCCUGCUCGGCGAGAUCAUGGUGGUUACGCUCAUGGCGUGCUGGUUCGCACUCCUAGCACCUGGGCCACCGCCGGUAUUGGAGCAUGUUGUGUUCACGGUGUUCAUUGCAGUUGUCCUCGUGCUCAUGUCACCGGGGUUUUUGAAGUUUCCCAGGUUGUCAGGUUUGCUGGUGUUACUGGAGCUCAUGUUUGCGAUUGUUAAAUAUUAUUGGACAGUGUAA
Molecule: messenger RNA, 315 nt
Organism: Morchella importuna
Lineage: Eukaryota; Fungi; Ascomycota; Pezizomycetes; Pezizales; Morchellaceae
Exons: 2
Coding region: 1-315 (104 amino acids)
Source: RefSeq, a predicted model, not a curated record